Molecule: messenger RNA, 3764 nt
Organism: Parasteatoda tepidariorum (common house spider)
Lineage: Eukaryota; Metazoa; Arthropoda; Arachnida; Araneae; Theridiidae
Source: RefSeq, a predicted model, not a curated record
AAAGAUAACAGUUUAUUCUCGCAUGUGGGAAUUUAUGAAUUCUCGGAAACACGUAUUUGUCCAAUCCUAUGAGGAAGGAAUACGCAGAGUCCGGGAGUCCAAAGGGAAAUACGCUUUCCUCAUGGAGUCCACUAAGAACGACUACAUCAACGAAAGACAACCUUGUGAUACCAUGAAGGUCGGUCGUAACUUAGAUGCAAAAGGGUACGGCGUAGCUACUCCUUUGGGCUCGAACAUUAGGGAUCUUUUAAAUCUUGCUGUUCUUUCAAUGAAGGAAAAAGGGGACUUGGCAAGAUUGGAAAAUAAAUGGUGGUAUGAUAGAAGUGAAUGUAGAAAUUCAGACAGUAAAGAAUCUACACAAAAUGAGCUGACAUUGAGCAACGUUGCUGGUUGUUUUUACAUUCUCAUUGGUGGAUUAAUAUUAGCAAUGGUUGUUGCACUCAUCGAAUUCUGUUAUAAAGCCAGACUGGAAGCAAAAAGGGCAAAAGUAAGCAUGCUUGAUGCUAUGAAGACAAAAGUACGUUUGUCGAUUUCCGGUGAUCCAGAUAGAGAUAACGGAAGGGUACGGACUGGCUCUGUAUAAUUGAAUCCUUCUGUUUUGGAGAGAGUCACUCCUACUGAUGGCCUAACGGAGCAACUACAUCCAAACGAACAUACAGACGUUUGAAGCAAUAUAUUAGCAUACAUUACGUCCAUGAUACGAAAAAUAUAGAGUCAGUAAUUCAAAGGCUAUUCUGAAUGCUCGAAGCUCGAGACAAUGUAGGACUUUAAAGCAAUACUGGAAAGAGCUAGAACAUCUAGAAAUUUUACCAGCAAUAUUUUUGGUCUUAUUGAAGAGUUCAGAAAGUAAAUUAAUAUGGUCUAGCAUGGAAUUUAGAACGAUGAUAGAAAGAUAUAUAAAUACAUAUAUAAAAACAUAGAAUUAUUUUGAAAUCUUCUUAAGUAGACAGAAGAAGCUCGUAAAAUGAUGAAAUUUGUCUUGGAAUCUUUGCUUUUUGAAGAAAUAGAAAAAUAGAACCAUUGUAAAAUGUAAUCUGGAAAACAAAACAUUGUAUUUAAAAUGUUGUUAAGUCAUUACUUAUAUAUUUAUAUAUUGUUGCUCUCUAUUCAGCUGUUGAAAGGAUUUCAUAAAAGUUACGGAGAAAAAUCUCACUGUUUUAAAUUUUAAAAAUAGUUUUUAAUUUCUUCGUAAAUAGUUUUCUCUUUUGUCGUACUUUGAUAUUACUUUUGAGGGAUUAAGUCAGCGACAGAGAAGAAAAUUAUAAUACUCAAACUUUCUAUUAUGAAUGCUCAGUUAUUGUAAAUAAUGUCAAAAUUUUAUUAGAACAUUCCAUGAAAAAAUUAUUUAUUUUUUCAAGCAAAUAUUUCCUUGCUUAUGAACUAUUUUAUAGGUUCUAUGUUAAUAGAUGUUUUAUAUUUAAUUUUUUAAUCGUUUAUUAUAAGUGUAUUUUAUACAUAAAAUUCCUUUUUAUGCAUUAUAUACCCACAUUUUUCCUCGUAAUUUUUUUGUACUCAGUAAAUAAGUCACCUGUGUAGAAUAAUAUUCAAGGAUAUGAUCUUCAUGUGAAUAUUUAUGUUGAAAUUAAUUGUUGUAAUUUAAAAUUGAAAGUAUUAUUGUUUUAAAACAAAUCACUAUGGUAAAUUGAUAUUGUUAUUUAUUAAGUCUCAAAGUUAGUCUGUUUGAAUUUAUUCUUAUCAUUGUUUUGUCUUGCUGUAUUUCAAGAAAUUCUUUCCAAACAAUGAAAGUUUGAGUAAUAAAUGCAAAAAUGACUCGUUUUUCUUUAAAAAGUACUAUUAAAUGCUUCCUUUUAUUCAAAUGUAAAUUAUAACUUAAAUUUCUAAAAUUACAGAAAAAAUCAGAUGAAGUUUCUAAAACUAAAAUUAAGAAUGACUUUUUAGAGCAAACUAAGCAAUUGCAUAAAAUGUAUUUUAUAGCAAAUUUUUGUUUUUAAAAGAUAUUAUCAUUUAUUUAUUUCCAUUAUAUUGUGAAUUCUCAUGAAUCAUUAUGGAAAUAUAAAAUGAAACCAGUAUUGAAAUUUUUAUGAAUCUUCAUGGAAAUAUAAAAUGAAAUCAGUAUUGAACUUUUUAUGAAUCAUCAUGGAAAUAUAAAAUGAAAUCAAUAUUAAAAUUUUAUAAAUCAUUAUAAGAAAAUACAGAAUCAUUAUUACAAAUUAAAUCAGUAUUAUAAGUUUUAUGAAUUAUUAUGAUGAAAAUAUGGAAUUCAAUGUAUGAACUAUUAUAAUUCUAUCAUAUAAAUACUUAUGAAUCCUUAUCUUCAGCAGUUGUAUUAGUUAUAGUUUAACAGACAAUCCAUCUCAGAUUCAAAGUUUGUAAAUACUAUUCUUACAAAUCUUCUCUUAUAGGAAAAAAAAUAUUUCUAUUCAAAAAAUUUUAAGCGAUAAGUAUCUUUAGUCAAUAUUAGUUGAUAAUUGCAUACGCAAAUAAACUGAUCAGGAAAACAUCAUACCUGAGCUUGAAAACGCUUCACAAUAAGUUUAAUGACAUAGAGUACUAGUACUAUCUUCGAAACUAACUAUAAAAUUUCCCACACAUAGAAAAAUUAAUUUUCAUUUCCCCAAUUAAAAUCUGUCUAAAAGAUGCAAUUAGUUUUGAAGGUGCACUUGUUAUUUAACGCAAAGUAUUUAGUAAUUUAAUUAUUUCUUAUCUUUUUUUAUAUUUAAGAGCUAUGCUUUUGUAUAUGCUUUGCAUUAAAGCUUGAAAUAUCUGAUGAAAAUUCUCAUUUAGAAAAUAAUAACAUUUCUUUGUAAAAAUAGUAAAAUUGUUCAUAAAAUAAUUACUCUACUUACCCAAGGAAAAAGAAGAACUGUACAGCAAAUAGUCAUUAUGGAACUAAGCUAUAAUUAGUUCAUGAAUGAAUUUUAUUUGAAUAUACAUUCUUUAUAUGUGAGAAUUAAAACUGUUUUUAUUAAUUUGAGUUUUAUGCUUUAAUCAAUUGUUAUAUUUUUUGUAAAUACAUUGUAAUAAUUUAAAAUAAAACAAUAUUUGAAUUAAAAUUAAUAAUUAAUUUAAUAAUUGAUGCCGAUGAUCCAGAUAAGUGUCAUUUUCAAAGUAGCUGUUAUUAGGGCAGGACGAAUAAAAAUUAGUAUCCAAACUAUUGUAUUAUAGGUUUGUUUGAAGGCAAUGAUAAUAAUUCAGUGUUUUAUUUUAUUCCCAACUGUCUAAUUAGAAAUAAAAAUCAUGCAAGCAUAUAAAUGUGAAUUAGUAAAUAAUAUAGUUAAAGUAAAUGCAAAAACAAUACUGUUACAUUAAGCAUGCUCAGACUGAUGAGAAAAAUUCUUUUUUUACACUGAUUAAUAAAUACCCCUAAAAAUGGCACUUACCUACUUCAUCCACUAAGCUUUUCAUCAUUUAUUAAUUUUAAAUUUUAUACUUAUCAAUAACUUUGAAAUAAUAAUUAUCAUUUAAUUUCAGAAAUUCUUAAAUUUGUGGAGGUCUUAUUUCUUAUCAUAAUCUUUAUUCUGGCAUAUACUUUUGCAAGUAUCAUUACUUUUUGCAUAAAACGGCAAGUUUACAAAAAAAAAAUUAAAACAAAAUGCUUUAUGUCGCUAAAAAGUUUGAACAUAAGAACCCACUAGUUUGCAUUAUGUGUUGAACGAUAAGUAUUCUCUUAAAUGUACUAUAAACCUUUUUGUUGAAAAAUACUUUCCGAAACUUCUAAAUGUGUUAUAACCUUCUAUGUUAAAAAUUUUUUUAACGUAUUUAAUGUUUAUUUAAUUUCUAUUAUUGAUUGAUUGAUUAAAAAA